Messenger RNA from Capsicum annuum, 1189 nucleotides. RefSeq lists its product as uncharacterized. NCBI's taxonomy places the organism in Eukaryota, Viridiplantae, Streptophyta, Magnoliopsida, Solanales, Solanaceae. Bases 570 to 995 code for a protein of 141 amino acids. The transcript has 6 exons. The record is from RefSeq and is a predicted model, not a curated record.
CACACUCUGAAAAUUCUAAAAUCUCAAUCUUAGCAGUUCUUCUUAAUAUUUUUGUUUUCCUUUUAUAGAAGAUACCAGAUUAAUUUUGUGUCAAAUUAUGUUUUUCUUCUCUGGGUUUUAUAAUAGAAGUGGGGACUAAUCAACAACUUUAUUGAAGCCCUAAAAGGAGAAUUCUCUAAAUUUGUUAGUUUUCAGCUGUGGCUGUCCGUUUUCUGGGUCUUCUUCCGUUGAAUUUUCUUGUAGUAAUUGUCUUGGAUCUUUACUUUCUUCCUUGUUUCCGAUCUCUUUGUAUUUUUAGGAGUGAAGGGAAUUUCUUUCUGUUGGGCUAAUUCCUGUUUACCCUUUUUGAGAGUUAAUAAAAUUACAUUGCUGGUGGGCUUAUCCGCCAGAUGUACACACUCCCGGCUGUCGAUGUUUGUUAAGUUUUUAGCUUUGUUCAUUUGUUUUAUUAACAUAUAAAUAUUAACUACGAAAAUUAAGCGAAAAGCUUUGAAGGUUAUCUGAAGGGCAAGCGGAGGGGAUAGCUCAAAAUACUUAAGGCAGAAGCCAUCAGCUUGGAAGAACUGCACAUGGACAAGGGUGCUACACUUGAAGCUGGAGAUGGCAGAAAUAGCAUUGAUCUCGUGAAAUCAGCAGCCUCUGACAAACAUCUUGACCUUUUGAGGCCGUCAGCUCGAUAUUUUUCUGUGUCUAAAGGGCAAGGAAGUGAUGCAGAAGAUCGUGAGAAGGGAAAGUAUAUGUUGAUUAGAGAUGUAGAGGACCUUCAAACGGGGUUCUAUGAUAAACCUCUUCCUUGCUUUGGUUGUGGAGUCGGAUGGUUUUCAUUUCUACUGGGAUUUCUAUGCCCGUUGAUAUGGUAUUAUGCCACAAUACUUUACUUUGGAAACUACAACCGUAAGGAUCCUAGAGAACGUGCUGGGCUUGCUGCAUCUGCUAUUGCUGCAAUGGCGUGUUCUGUUGUGUUGCUAAUUAUAGCAGCAACUUUCUUCUUGUAGCUUCUGUGAUUCCAGUUUCAUACUAGCCAUAGCUAUUAUGACCCAAGAUAUGCAGAAUUUUGCUGUUGCUUGUUUGUAGUCAAUUCAAAAGCCAUUACUUGUGUCCAAACGCUCCAAAUUGUAAAUGCUCUUACGAAGAAAAAAAAACUUAUACACAACUUUACACAUGAAAAUCUAUACCUCCUUAUGUGUUC